Guillardia theta CCMP2712 is the source of this 3606-nucleotide messenger RNA. RefSeq lists its product as hypothetical. The transcript is spliced from 6 exons. The coding region runs from base 1 to 3606 and encodes 1201 amino acids. NCBI's taxonomy places the organism in Eukaryota, Cryptophyceae, Pyrenomonadales, Geminigeraceae. The record is from RefSeq and is a predicted model, not a curated record.
AUGAAGGAGGAGGUAGACUUGAGCAAGAUGCCGCUGCUGAGGCUGGACGAGGCGACUCUGCUCGAGAUCUUCAUCCAUGUUGACAUCCCCGAGGUGAGGAAAGGAAGCACCCUGUAUUCGUGCAGCACGUGGGAGCAUGAAGAUGAGUUCUCCGUGUUCGGGACGUUGGAUGAGAAUGUUGUAGAAAAAGAGUUGCUUCCGCUUAUGGAGCCGAGGCAACAUCCGAGCUCGUCCUCAUGCGAGGGGAGGGAGGAGGGGAAGAGGGAGGACAGGAAGGAAGAGGAGGAGGAGGAGGAGGAGGAGCAGAGGAGAGAUGGAGCUCAGAGGACGAAGCUGGUCCUGUUUCUUCGUUCUCUGCAGAGCAGCAGGGAGUUCUUUCGGGGACUUUACGGCAACCUGAUCUUCUGCUGCAACGAUGGGUUUGAUCGGGGAGACGAAAGACUGAUCUCCUGCCGCAUUCAACGAGCAGCAGACAUCUGGUGGCAACUCUACUCCAGGCAGUCCGGCAUGGCCGUCCAUCAGUUCGUCGUCUUCAUCCUCCAGUGCGCCGGCAGCUACCGCCAGCUCUCAGCACAGCACUUCGUCCAACCCGAGCUGCGCACCAGCGGCAAGGAGUGCCGAUGUCAGCAGCCGUCCACCUGCCCGAGCGUCAUCGAGAUCCACGUCGCCCAACUGGUUGCCCAGCUGAGCCACGACCAGCUGAGAAACCCCAACUCGUACCUAGCACCCGUCAUGGUGAAGGAAGAGAUGUGGAAGACCUUCAGGACUCUCCUCAAGCUCUUCUGCUUUGUGUGGGUCAAGAGCGCUCCCUCCUCUCUCCUCUCUCUGCUCCUUCACGACCAUCAGUGGUGGAACUGGAUCUCAGGUCUCAGCAACGCCAAGUUCCUCCCGCUCCGCUUCUCCUGCCUGUACAUGAGCAUGGAGUUCCUCAAGGCCCUCGCUCGAGCAAGCAACGACCUCCAGGAACAGAGCGCUGCUCUGUCGCGGGAGAUGGUCAUGCUGGACAUGCGCGAGGAGGACGGGCAGGGGGAGAGGGAGGAGGGGCAGGGAGGAGGAGGAGGAGGAGGAGGAGGAGGAGCUGGAAGGGAGAGAAGAUUCGUUGCUGCUACGAGCAGCUUGGUGGAUGUGAUUAGAAAUCUGGAGGAAUUCGCCUCCUGCAGGGAGAGGGAGGAGAAAGCGAAGAAGGACGCAGAGGAGGAGGAAGAGGAGGAGCGCAGAGAAGUAAGGCGAAGGGAGGAGGAGGAACUUUCAGCGUCCCUGCUGGCAGCAGCAGCUGCUGAGGAGGAGGAGGAUAGGCAGCUGCUGGAGAAGAUGAGGACGAGCUUCGAGGCGUCUCAGAACCUGCUGGUGGACUGCGAGGGCAGCACGCAUCCUGUCAAAACUAUCUCUCUCUUCCUCUCCUCCUUGUACAUGCUCAACAAGCACGUCGUAGUCGUCUGCAGCAAGGAGAGUUUUCCAUCCUGGCGAGAUGCGCUUGUCAAGCGGCAGAUCGCCAUCACCAUCAUGGACGUGGACGCGAAGAUUUUCUCCUCCUCCUCCUCCUCCUCCUCCUCCUCCUCGUCAUCGGCCGCCGCCUCCUCUCACGGAUGCCACGUGAUCUCCAACGAUCUCUUCGACUUCGAGAGGAUCCGCAGCGCAGAAAAGUCUCUCCUCCUCCUCUCCUCCUCCUCCCUCCUCCUCGACACCAUCGUCGACCACCUCGUCCUCGACUGCCUUGUCUGGGAUGAUGCUGGAGCUUCAUCCUCCUGCUCCUCCUGCAGCCGUUGCGCUGCUCGCCGGCGGCACGAGAUGUUGGACGCCUUCGUCAGACGCUCAUCCAGCGAUCGCAUGAGGAUGAUCGUAAGCUCGAGCGUCAGCCUUCUCAGUCUGCAGGAUGUGAAAAUCUUCUCAGGAGAGGAGGAGGAGGAGGAGGAGGAGGAGGAGGAGGGGACUGGGGGGCAGGAGAGGAUGACAAGGAGGAUGAUGAUGGGGCUGACCAUGGAGGGCGGGGAACUUCUCUGCUGCCUUCAUUCGUCUCUCCGAUCCUCCGACCUCCUUCAUCCUGUCAGGAUGGAUCAGAGGAGCAACGGGCUGCUUGCGCGGCUCCUGCACCGAGAGCUCCUCCUCCUCCAGCAGAACAGCGUGCGAUACCCGCAAGGGGGCGGGAGGAGGACGAAGGAGGUGAAGGUCAGCCGGGGAGACAGCACCUGGCGCCUCGACAUCGAGCAGGAGAGCAUGAGCGUGCGAGAGCUGAGGAGGAGGAUCAGCAAGGAGGGGGGGGAGUGUGUUGCCAGGCUGUACUUCAGCGAUGGGAAGGCGAGGGGGGAGGAGGAGAUGGUGGUGGAGGACUACGUCCCGACAUGGCGAGGAGCGACGGUGCUCUGCGAGGAGAUGGAGGAGGCGGGGCCGAGAGGAAGGCAGUGCUGCAGGUGUAGGGGGAGGAGGGAGCAGCUCUCAGCUAGCAUGGAGGGAAUCAAGACCCGCCUCCUCCUCCUCUCGUCGCUGCAGCAGCAGGUCGAGGACAGAGUCCUCCUCCUCCGCUCCCGAGAUCUGCACUACGUCAUCCGGAGCAAGACGUGCAAGGCGCUGGGCACCUGCCUCCGCAUCGCUCCCUCCCUCUUCCUCCACGCUCGCACGAUGGACCUGCUGGCUUGCUUCCCCUCCGACUCCCACUCGGCUGUCAAGAGCACCGCGCUCUGCGCUCUUGGCCGCUUGCUCGACCAGCUGCCGCCGGCUGCUGCCCAGGAGGAGGAAGAGGAGAGGAGAGUGCUGCUGGGCAAGCAGGUGGAGCCAGUGGUGCGGCUGUGCCGGUCAGAGGAGAAGAAGGUGAUGGAACAGGCGUACGUGGUGUGCGCGAAGUUUGCGCGCAGGGGGCUGGUGGGGGAGGAGCAUGUGCGGGAGCUGUGCGGGAGGAUCAGCAAGAGGGAAGGCAGGGAGGCGGCCAUGCGGUUCGUCAGGGAGCUGUUCUUCGGGGAGGAGACGAGGAGUCGGGAGAGCGCGGGAGGAGCAGGAGGGGAAGGAGUUCUUGCCUUCGUGAGGGAGGAGGAGAGGGAGCACGCAGGAGGGGUCCUGCGGAGGGUGAAGGCGCUGCUGUACAGGGUGGAGCUGAUAGGGGAGAGGACAGGAGGGAGCAAGUCUUACAUCCUGUCGCAGCUGAUGAGCGGAAGGGAUGCGGCAGCUGGCAUGCUCAGCGACGUCGUCCUCCUCCUCCUGUGCUUCCUCCUCUCGCAGGAGCUGUCGCUGCUCCCUCUCGAGAGGGUCGAGCUGCUGGAGGGCGACGCUUGCUCCCUUCCUCUGCAGUGGGAGGCGUGCGCUCUUGAAGCCCUCCUGGUCUCUCUUGCCCAUCACAAGCUGAGCAGGAGAGCCAGGGAGCCGCAGGAAGGAGGAGGGAACGACGUCGUGUGCGGGCUGCUAGACGCUAUCGCUCGCUCCUCCUCCUCCUCGUCUGGGGACGGGGACGUGAAGGAGCAGGUGCGGCAGGUGCUGAUGGAGGGCACUCCCGUGCUCCCCUCGUCGCUACAGGAGGAGGGGAGGAGGAGGUCGACGGAGCGUCUGUGUUGCCUCCUCGUGCAGCAGAGGGAGAAGAUCUCGGAACUUGAGAAGAUCUUUGCAGAGCAUAGGGAAUGA